AUGGUACAGUCUCCCGAAACUGAGCAGCUGCAAGAUUACCUCAUCAAUUGGAAUGUUGGGCCUCUUGGUGUUGUAUUACGACCUGACUUGGGAGCAGAUAUGCCUCCUAUUGUAGCUCAACUCUUGCCACAACCUUCCGUGCUAAAGCUAGCAGGUGUACAAGAAGGGGAUUUACUCAUUAGUAUUAAUGGCAAAAAAACAACACGUAUUGGGUAUGAAAAAGUCGUGCGAUUGCUCUUUCAAGAGCGAUUACCCAUGGUAUUACACUUCCGUUCACCACUAAGUGUUUCCAGAGGUAUGACAAGUGAUGAAUCAAUGCGUACUCGUACGAAUAGUGCCAUACGUCAUUCUCCGUCCUUAGCGAUACGACCACGCAGUCGCUCGGAUAUGAUUGAACAAAAAGAACGUAAUCCAGGUGGACCAAGUCGGGAAAAGGAGGAAUCGUGUACACCACAUCAAUCCACGCACAAAAAGACGAAACCGAGAGGGCGACAUGGCACAAAAAAGAGCGAGACGGAUGACAAACGUAUACGUAAACAAUACAGUGUUGUCUGGGAACGUGGUUCCUUAGGUCUCUCGUUUCGUGCCUAUAGUUCCAAGGUAAAUGUCCCAUGUGUGGAUUAUAUCAGUCAGACGCGAGGCCAAGGACGUGGGAUGGAUCUUGUUUGUAUUAAUGAUGUUCUAAUCGCAAUUAAUGGCGAAAAAACAAAAGCACUGGGGGUCGAGAAAGUAUUGAGAUGGCUACAUAUUGUUGAAAAACCAGUCGUCUUGAGAUUUCAUGCAUCGUCGAAUCGUGUGGUUGAUUCAAUGGGCAAGCUCGUACAUGUCGUAGCUACUGAGAAUGUAGAUACUUCGGCACGUCCACGACGAUUGACAUUACCACAGACUCAACCAGAAAGUGAGCCAAUACCACGCCCACCACGUCGUAAUAAUAGUGUUGAUCAUUCCAUGCAGAGAAUGGAACGAGGAUAUGGAGUAGAAGAUACAAAGGAGAACAACAACAACAACAACAAGUUACAGUCGACAAUGCCACGACGUUAUUCAAGAGAGAGAGAAAUGGAUGUGGACAAGCAGCCGAUUGAAAAACAUGAUUUGUCGUCUCCAUAUAAAACACGAAAUACAAAAGCAAAGGAACGAGGACGUCAUACGAAAACAAACAAUGCAAUUCAUGCUUAUGGACGAGGUCGAGAUCAGAUGUAUCAAGAUGGUGGAGCUGGAGAGUUUUGUCAUGAACCACUGGAUGUAGAUGCUUUACAUGUUGAUUCAAGAAUUGAUAAGCACGUUGUUAUCUCGCGUCGUUAUCAACAGCAUCAGGACGUGACUCGAGUUGGUCAAGUGCGUCAAGCUCAGUUAUUACCCGUACGAUCACGUACGAAAUCAGCUGCACGUGAUGAUUUACGACGUCAGCAUCAGUCGGAGAGCAUGUCCGCACAACUACCAAAUCCAAUUCCAAUUACGGUACCAACGCGCCCACGUGUAGCAUCCCGUGAAAGCCAAGGCAGUAACACGCCCCAACUGAGUUUUGAUGAGGCCGCUGGUGUUGUCGCCCGAGCUACAGGAAAGUCCGUGGAGGAAUGCGAGUUUGGAGGAGUACCAGUGCUUAAAAUAAAGGAAGGAACAGUACAGUCAAAGCUCAUGUACAUUUACGCGAAGGCAUGCCUGGCGAAAGAUGGAAAUCUGGAUGACAAAUCUGAAUCGAAGGAGUCUCAGCCUGCUCGCACCACGGGCAAUCCUCUAGGUCGAAAGAAUUGCUCCAGAUAUUUGUCGUAUACGAUUCUUCAGGACGACGCUGUGGCUUCGAACCAUGUGUCGAGUCCAGAGAAUGGGUGCACCAAUAACGAAAGUAUGCCGGAGCAGGAGGAAGCGCACACAGACGAUAUUGCAAACAGCAUUGAAUCCAAGAGCGCAGGCGUUUCCCACCACAAAAUGGAUGAGAGUUUUGCAAAGAUGCAAAAAGACAUUUCCAUCCAGCCGCAGUCGGCUUCUACUCCGCCUCUCUCUUCUGUGGUCACUUCUUCUUUGGAAAUCAGUGACAUCAUGUCCAAUGUGCUUGCUGCACCAGCAUCCGUGGCUGGUGAUUUUAUUUCGCUAAAGGAUUUUGUCGUAAAGGGCGGGAAUCUGACAGAGCGUUGUACUACGCCGAAUCUUAGCCGCACUGCAACGCCGAUGCAGACAACGGAUAGUGGUGGUGAAUGCGAGACGAUACAGGAGCAGGGAGAGAAUUUUUUGGCGAACAAUACAGAUGAAACAGAAGCUUUGUUGGAAGCUAUUGGUGAAGCUACCAGUACGGCUGUAGGAGAGGAGACGAAGUUGAUAGAGCCGAAGCAGGCCAGUUUCAAUGACAACAGACUAGCAGCAGACCGGGAUACGGUUGAGAACCAGCAGGCAGCGGAAUCUGAGAAGAUGAUCGCGCUGGAAGAAAAGUGCGCUGACAAGAAUGAGCAAGAGCACGCUGAUGACCACAAUGAUACAGAAGUCGAAAAUGCCGACAAGGAUGAUGAUGUUUCCGGUAUGGACAGCUUCAAUGAACGAGACCUGACUGCAAGCGUGGUGUCUUUUGACGGCCUGCUUCAUUUCUCAGCUAAGGAUGACAGUCACGUUGAAGAAGAGCAUAAGGAGUUUGGCGUCGGUGUUGACGAUGACGAGUUAAACGUGAACAUCAACGCUGAUGGUAAGCAGUCUAUGAACAUCUUGUUGGAUACGACGUUAGACCUGGUUGAAGAAGAGGACGACCAUGAAGUUCAAGCACUCUAUGAGGAGCAGCAAAAUGAUAAGGAGAAUGAAGACCAUGAAGAAAAAGAAGAGUUGGAGGAUGGUGCAUUGUCCAAUGUGCUCGUGGACGAGCUUUUCCGCGACAAGCCUGAUGUUCGGGAGGUUAUCAAGGACAAACCUGCCCUUAUGGUGCUGGUAAAGAAAAGUAUGAUCGACGAGGUUCAGGAGAUUCUUCAGAGUUUGCAAAUGGAAUUGCAGUUUGAGCGCCACUCCAUCAUGGCAGUUGGUUCUAUUCCAAGUCCGCCGCGUACUUUGCAGCAAGAUCGGGAUACGGAGGGCGAGCACUGCUACCGCUGUGAAGCAACUGGUGAGCUUGCGGAGCUGAAUGUUGCAAGUGGACAGAAGGAGCUGUAUUGUCAAGAAUGCUGGGAGUUGUUCUUCUUCAGCGAGGACCGGAAAUCACCCGUAACAAGAGUUAGCAAGACCCUAGCGCCGUCAGAGGUUGGUCGACUGACUGCCGACGAAGAUGCGCUAGACGAAGCACUUAAGUACAGUUUCCACGACAGCUCCGUAACGCGUGAGGAUAUGAUCCACCCAUGGCAAUACCGACAAGACACUAACUCCAUGUCAUCAUCUAUCCGUGAUUCAAACGCGUCGAGUUUUACUGACCAAGCGGAUGAAACGUGGCUUUAA
Molecule: messenger RNA, 3405 nt
Organism: Peronospora belbahrii
Lineage: Eukaryota; Oomycota; Peronosporomycetes; Peronosporales; Peronosporaceae
Source: the annotation of a GenBank genome assembly